UUAGAAAUACAUUUCUCAUAGAAACGUACAUAAUUUUCAUUUUUACAAUGAAUCAAACCUCUGGGGAUGAAGAAACAGAAUAUUUUGAUGCGAUCCAUGUUGAUCUCUUCACUAGUACUAUCUUGUCGAAAUUGCCGGUAAAGUCUUUAGCUCAGUGUCGUUGCGUAUCCAAGCUCUGGUCAUCCAUAAUUCGUCGUCCAUAUUACAACAUGUUGUUCCCCAUCAAGUCUCCGGAUCCACCGCGGAUCCUUUGGAGCAUCGGAAAUGCAGGAGGGUUGUUCUUCUACUCUUCACCUCAGCCUUGUAACCCGGAUGAGAACACGUCUCUUGUAGCCACACUUCAUCAUUGGACAAGUGGAAAAUGUUUAACUAUAUCAAGUCCUCCUAUUGGUGGAUUGUUAUGUAUUGAAUAUCACAUAAAGAAUUCUUCAGGAGUGGAGGUAAUUUCUAAUCCCAUAACGGGAGAGUUUUUAGCCUUGCCCAAACUGAUAAUAAAUGAGGUUAAGAAAGAGUGGUUAUUUGUCCAUGAAACAUUUUUUUUUGGGUAUGAUCCAAUCGAGAAACAGUCCAAGGUAUUGUGUAUCACCUCGUCGCGUCGCUUACCUAAAUUUGGUCAGUAUCAUGUUCUCACAUUCGAGUCUGGAAACAGAAAUCUCUUAUGGAGAAAGACAGAAUGUUGCACACUUCAUUUUCCUAGAUACGAUAUUAGGGCGAUGUGCAUAAGUGGUAUCUUGUACUAUGCAGCGGAUGUCUUAACUAACUUUACCAUCGCUUGCUUUCAUGUUAGGUCUGAGAGUUUUAGUUUUAUUGACAUUGAUCAAGAUAUACAAAAUAUGGGACAUUCUCUUGAUUUUAUCGACUACAAGGGUAAAUUAGGUGCUUCUGUUUACGAACUUUGCUUUAAUACUUUUAAAUUGUGGGUUUUAGAGGAUGCAGAGACGCAUCAAUGGUCAAAGUAUAUCUACGAAAUGCCCAAUACAUGGCUGAAAAAAUUUAGUUCUAUACAUAUUGCUGGAAUGAUUGGUAGUAGCGAAAUCGUGUUUUACCCAGAGUAUACACAAGAUGAGUUCUUCAUAUUUUACUACAAUCUCGAGAGCAACAUUCUCACAAGAGUAAUACUUGAAGCACUACAGUUUAGUGGGAAGUGUUAUGUUAAGGCAUUAGCAAACUAUGUAGGUGAUGUAAGACUUAUGUAA
Arabidopsis lyrata subsp. lyrata is the source of this 1196-nucleotide messenger RNA. RefSeq names its product putative F-box protein At1g61060. The record is from RefSeq and is a predicted model, not a curated record. Gene Ontology annotation, molecular function: protein binding. NCBI's taxonomy places the organism in Eukaryota, Viridiplantae, Streptophyta, Magnoliopsida, Brassicales, Brassicaceae.